AUGAAUGGAAAUAGUUCGGAUGAGGUGAUAUCGAAUGAUAACACUAUUGUUAUCAAUGGUGAUGACACCACAACAUUGUUACCACCAAGAGAUGAAAUGAUUAUUGAUAUUCAUCAUCAGGAUUUAAAGGAUCCUUCCGUGCUAGGAAAAGGGUUAUUUGGAUUGUAUGAUUUUGUUCAAACAGAGGAUGGUGCUGAUAAUCCUGAUUCAUCAUUACCACCAAUCGGAAGGUCUAAAGUAUUAUAUAGUAAAUUUUCUAGAAAGCCUAAGAGACCUAUCAUCACACCAAAAGUGGUGAUUAGCACUGCAACACAAAAUUCAACAACAGAUGAUUCGUCGCCAUCACCAUCAUCACCAUCAAAUACAAGAGAAUCAACAAAAUCCAUUGUUGAACCAACAUCCACAGAAAUUGAACCAGAAUUAUUAAUAACAGAACCAAUACCUUCACUAACUGGCUCACCAAUCUUGAGCAGGGAAACAGCCAUCGAUUCCCUUAUGGAAUACUAUUCAAAGUUCUAUAGUAUUGUUCCGAAUUAUGGUGUGGGUCAGCUUGAAAAGCAGUUCUUACAACUUUUCUUUGAGUACAUGUUGGAUAAGAAUACUGAAGAUUUUCCAAGUCCAGUUCCAAUGUUGAGGAGUGUUCCUUUGGAUAUUUUUCACUUAUAUGGCAGAGUAUUGGAGAAAGGAGGAUUUCUAUACAUGGAUUCAGGUGAUUGGGAGCUUGUUUUCAAAAAAAUUAGGAAUUAUGAUGAGUUAAUGAAAAAACCUGAAGAAAUGCUCAAAUCUAUGUACGAACAAUAUUUAAAGAAUUUUGAGGGUUUCGUUACAAGACAAGCAAAUUCGGCUGAGUUUACCAAUAUCAUUUUAGAAUAUAUUCAGAAACAAAAUUUGGAAGAAUUUCACAGUAAGACUGCUGAGUUACGUAAAAGAAUUUUGGCUAAAGUGAGAAGUAAUUGUGAGCAAGAGGCCGCACGAUCUAGUGGUAGUGCUGUGAAUAAUGAGAAAAAGGGUCAUGUAAUAGCUGAUUAUAGUGAUGAAGACCAACGCUUACCAAUGCCAGAAUUACCUAAAAAAUUAACAAAAAAUAUUCUCUUAGAAAUGCAAAAAUCUACAAAGAGAGCCUAUCUCAGUUUUAUUUCCAAGAAAGGGAGAUCAAUUAACUUGAAAAUUGAUGUCUACAAAACACCGUUGGGUUUAGAAUUACUGAGAAGGGAACCUAUUAUUGGAGAUUCUGAAAAUUAUGGUCAAUUAAUUUAUUAUCAAUUUGAUGCUGCUCAAAUUUCUAGGGAUGACACAAUAAGGAAGGAGUACAAGAUGAUGGGUAUGGACGUAAUUGAGCCAGGAUCUCUUUGCUAUUGGAUGGGUGGAAGUUCAAUUAUCUUUGGUUAUGGGCGAACACCAAAGUCAAAGAAGCAAGAAUGUAGAUUGACUGAGAAAUGUCUUGUAUUUGGAAAGUUAAACGAUCCAAACUAUACGUUUGAGGUGAGUGAUACAAACUCUUCACUGUACCUUCCUUCAGUGCUACACGAUAUUGAAAAGGACGGAGCUGGGGUAUGGACCGUAAAGCUCUCCUCUCAUCCACCAAUCUCUGAAGAACCAGUACCACUUAAAAAGAGAGCUCGAGCUUUUGUAACAGAAAGUCCAAGAAAAAAAGUAGAUCCUACACCAUCAGCAUCUUCACCAAAUGUUCAAAAAGAAACACCUGUACAAGCAACAACACCAACUAAAGAACCAUCAGAACCAUCGACACCAGUUGUAAUAAUUUCGCCAACAACACCAACUAAGGAAUCAACUAAGGAAAUACCUAAAGAAUCACCAAAAGAUGUGGACGAUUCAUUUGAAAGAAAGAUUUUAACUCUAAGAUAUAGAUAUCAAAGCGAGGACGAAAAUAGUUGCAAAAUAGCCACAGCUUCUUUUGUAGCUAGAGAAUAUAUUGACUAUUCUACGAUACUUUCUCUCCUACGAAGAGAUAAUGUCAAAACCGAAAGCUUGGCAGAAAUUCGAUACAAUGCGGAUUCCAUUUGGCAAAUCCUCCACGAGAAUUUCAAACUCAAACUUGUUUCUAAUCAAACUAUUAUACAAAUUUUACUUUUCAGAAAAAAAUACUAA
This is a messenger RNA of Naegleria gruberi, 2109 nucleotides long. RefSeq lists its product as uncharacterized. The transcript has a single exon. Gene Ontology annotation, molecular function: DNA binding. NCBI's taxonomy places the organism in Eukaryota, Heterolobosea, Eutetramitea, Acrasida, Naegleriidae. The record is from RefSeq and is a predicted model, not a curated record. Bases 1 to 2109 code for a protein of 702 amino acids.